GCAGCGCCUCCCGGAGCGGCGUGUGGGGCCGCCGCGGGGCCGGGCGCCCGCAGUGGGGGGACGGGCGGGCGGCGAGGCGGGGGGGCGCCGCCGCCGCUGCUGACAGGAGCAGGAUAGUGAGCUCUCACCUCUGAGACCAGUGGGCAGCCUCUGCCACGCAGCCUUACCUAGCACGAUGUCAGGCCACCACACUCCCUCUGCUGGGGGUCCCUUCUCGGCGCUCACCCCCAGCAUUUGGCCGCAGGAGAUCCUGGCAAAAUACACACAGAAAGAAGAGGCCAUCGAGCAGCCCGAGUUCAAGUAUGACGAAUUCGGUUUCCGAGUUGAUAAGGAAGACGGUGCUGAGACCAACUCCAGCAAGCUCCUGGGGCUCCCGCUGACGGAGGAGCCGCAGCAGAGGCUCAAGUGGCAGGCUCACCUGGAGUUCACGCACAACCACGACGUGGGCGACCUCACCUGGGACAAAAUCGAGGUCACCCUGCCGCGUUCAGACAAGCUGCGCUCGCUGGUGCUGGCCGGCAUCCCGCACAGCAUGAGGCCACAGCUGUGGAUGCGCCUUUCUGGGGCCUUGCAGAAGAAGAGGAAUUCCGAGAUGUCGUAUCGGGAUAUCGUGAAAAACAGCUCUAACGAUGAGACCAUUGCUGCCAAACAGAUUGAGAAGGACUUGCUCCGCACGAUGCCCAGCAACGCCUGCUUCUCCAACAUGAACAGCAUCGGGGUGCCACGGCUACGCAGGAUCCUACGGGGGCUUGCCUGGCUCUACCCAGAGAUUGGCUACUGCCAAGGCACCGGCAUGGUGGCUGCCUCUCUGCUGCUCUUUCUGGAAGAAGAAGAUGCCUUCUGGAUGAUGUGCGCUAUCAUUGAAGAGCUGGUUCCUGCCUCCUACUUCAGCACCACCCUGAUGGGUGUGCAGACAGACCAGCGCGUCCUGCGGCAGCUCAUCGUGCAGUACUUGCCCCGCCUGGACAAGCUGCUCCAGGAGCACGACAUCGAGCUGUCCCUCAUCACCUUGCACUGGUUCCUCACCUCUUUCGCUAGCGUCGUCCACAUCAAGCUGCUGCUGCGCAUUUGGGACCUCUUCUUCUACCAGGGCUCCCUGGUGCUGUUCCAGCUCACGCUGGGCAUGCUCAGCAUGAAGGAGGAUGAGCUGAUCCAGUCCGAGAACUCUGCCUCGAUCUUCAACACGCUGUCGGACAUCCCCAGCCAGAUCGAGGACGCCGACGUGCUGCUGCGGGAGGCCAUGCGCGUGGCGGGCUCGCUGACGGACGUGGCGGUGGAGACCCAGCGUCGCAAACACCUGGCCUACCUCAUUGCCGACCAAGGGCAGCUGCUCAACUCCAGCACCGCUGUCAACAAUUUGUCCAAAAUCGUGCGGCGCAGGACUCAGCGCAGGAAAUCUGGCAUUACCUCUCUGCUGUUCGGGGACGACGACCUGGAGGCCCUGAAAGCCAAGAACAUCAAGCAGACGGAGCUGGUGGCUGACCUCCGCGAGGCCAUCCUGCAGGUGGCCCGGCACUUCCAGUGCGUGGAUCCCAAGAACUGCAGCAUUGACCUGACCCCGGACUACAGCAUGGAGAGCCACCAGCGGGACCACGAGAACUACGUGGCCUGCUCCCGCAACCGCCGGCGCCGCGCCAAGGCCCUGCUGGACUUCGAGCGCCACGACGACGACGAGCUGGGCUUCCGCAAGAACGAUAUCAUCACGAUCAUUUCCCAGAAGGAUGAGCACUGUUGGGUGGGAGAGCUGAAUGGACUGAGAGGUUGGUUUCCUGCAAAAUUUGUGGAGAUCUUGGAUGAGAGGAGCAAAGAGUACUCCAUUGCUGGCGACGACUCGGUGACGGAAGGGGUGACGGACCUGGUGCGAGGCACGCUGUGUCCAGCCCUCAAGUCCAUAUUUGAGCACGGACUGAAGAAGCCGUCCCUGCUGGGGGGCGCCUGCCACCCCUGGCUGUUCAUCGAAGAGGCUGCGAGCAGGGAAGUGGAAAGGGAUUUUGACUCGGUGUAUUCUCGCCUGGUGCUUUGCAAGACGUACAGGCUCGAUGAAGACGGCAAAGUCCUCACCCCAGAGGAGCUGCUUUACCGGGCAGUUCAGGCUGUGAACAUGACGCACGACGCCGCACACGCACAGAUGGACGUGAAGCUUCGCUCCCUCAUCUGUGUGGGACUCAACGAGCAGGUGCUACAUUUGUGGCUGGAGGUGCUGUGCUCGAGCCUGCAGACCGUGGAGAAGUGGUUCCAUCCCUGGUCCUUCCUGCGCAGCCCCGGCUGGGUGCAGAUCAAGUGUGAGCUGAGGGUCCUCUGCAAAUUCGCCUUCAGCCUGUCUCAGGACUGGGAGCUGCCCAUAAAGAGGGAGGAGAAGGAGAAGAAGCCGCUGAAGGAAGGGGUGCAGGACAUGCUGGUGAAGCACCAUCUCUUCAGCUGGGACAUAGACGGGUGACCCACACCCCGCCCCGGCCCGGGGAACCUUCUCAACGGCACACGCUCCUCUCCCCCACCCCGUCCCCUCCCCACGCUUGUACCCGUGACAAAAUCCCCCUCGGGAUGCUGCCAGAGCUGCAGACCCCAGGGCGGCCAUGGCCUCGCGGGGUGGCUUUGGGCUCUGGAAGGUGGAAAUGGGGGGAACGGGGCUGUGGGAGCAGGGCCGGCGCCGCUGCUCUGGACCAGCCAGGGGCUCGCCUCCAACGGGGAGAGGGGAGGCGAAGCCCCAAGCACUUGGAGGGGUUCCCCUGACCUGGGGCCGGGGCAGGGAAGGGGAAUCGGUGUUGGCCUCGUCCCACUGCUUGGCAGCGGGGUGCUGACGAGGUGCCCUAGGGCACCAGCCCGCUACCACCAGAAUGUCUCCUCUGGGAGACAAAAACCAACACUCCCCUAAAGCCCCCGAGUGUUUCAUGCUGUCGUUUUAGUCUCUAGCUGAUUUUUACCGUUAACCAAAAAGCUGUAAAUUAUCUCCAGGCCCGUGUGUAUAUUUUGGCACUGUUGUAGCUCAGGAUGGGGUUCAGGUGGGAGCUGGCUCAGGGAGACUUAACUCGUCCUCCUGGCCCCGCGGUUGGCGGCAGGGCCAGGGCGGGAGGGGAGAAUUGCUGCUUUGUGGUGGUGGCUCUGGAUAUGGAGUCUGUGACUUUCUACUGAAAGCGCUUGUCUGUGAGCACAAAACUACUCGUGAGAUGACACUAGAUUCUUACUGCCCUUUAUUCCGUGGGUUUGUAAAUAAAAACUGCAUCUUGGGAGA
Messenger RNA from Anas platyrhynchos (mallard), 3229 nucleotides. It is a transcript of the gene SGSM3, whose product is annotated as small G protein signaling modulator 3. The record is from RefSeq and is a predicted model, not a curated record. Lineage: Eukaryota; Metazoa; Chordata; Aves; Anseriformes; Anatidae. Gene Ontology annotation, biological process: regulation of GTPase activity. Gene Ontology annotation, molecular function: small GTPase binding; GTPase activator activity.